Molecule: messenger RNA, 402 nt
Organism: Plasmodium cynomolgi strain B
Lineage: Eukaryota; Apicomplexa; Aconoidasida; Haemosporida; Plasmodiidae
Exons: 1
Source: RefSeq, a predicted model, not a curated record
AUGAGUUAUUCUAAUAUUUGUCCAAAAGAACUUCUUCAACAUAUGAUAUCUGUGGAUAGAGAAAACACAUUAUUGCGUAAAUUAAGGGAUUAUACGUAUUAUAUUGAAGAUGAUGAUGUAGAAAAUAUGGAUGUGCUAUAUCAUUUAUACAGUAACUAUAAAGAAAUGAAUAAAAUAAUCAAAACCGAUAUACCAAAUGAAGAAUCCUUUAUGAAGUACGCUAAUAAUUGUGCUGAUAAAUACAAGGAACUUGAAAAAAAAUGUGUUAAACCAUCGAAACAUUUUUGUAAAGCACUUUAUGCCUUCAAAAAAAAAUAUGAUGAUAUUGAUUUAAAAAAUCCCAAAUUAGAAGACUGGGAAAAGAAAAAGUUACCAUCAUUAAGUAAAUCUGAAAAUGCUGAA